AUGGCCGGGCCUACCCCCAGCUCCCCGCAGAGCUUUGCACGAAUUCUCCAGACAUGCGAUAACUUCCGAUUGAACCUCACAGAUCCUGCGGCAGAGCAUCUAGUGACUUGGCGCCUGAUCUCGGACCCAGAGUCUCCUGCAAUCGGUCUUCUUCGACCACCCAUUGUUCAGCAGUUGCUACACGAAAUAGAGGGAACCAAGGAUGGCUCUGCAUGGGAGGUUCAAGAUCACGACGGCAAGCAGGUCAUCAGCUUUGCGUCUCACGUUAACACAUCCGCCGCUCGGUCGCGUGUGAUGAAGGAACUGUGCGAGCGCUGGCGAGACGAGGGUCUCUGGUCAGACGUGGUUGGCCCUAAGAAAUGGCGCGGGGAGAUGUAUCCCAUCUAUCGAAAUCCAUUUGGCCCACACGAUGCACCAAGUGAAGCCGAGGAAUUCGCGACGGCCGCAACGGUCGGCUCGACGAGCGCGGUGCAGGACUCGGAAGAUAGACGGAACUACGCGUUCAUGAUGGAACGUGCAGCGUGUGCGCUAUUCGGCGUGGUCACCUACGGAGUCCAUAUGACAGUGUACGAGGAGGAUCCAGACGAACUCGGUUUGCCGAAGUCAUGCAGGAUGUGGAUUCCAACUCGUUCCAAGAGCAAGCAGACUUGGCCGAGAUGGCUGGACAACUCGGUCGCGGGAGGCAUUCCAUCCGGCCUGGGCGCAUUUGAGAGUCUGGUCAAGGAGUCAAUGGAAGAGGCCAGCAUCGAGGAAGCCAUCGUGCGGAGGCAUGCACGUACAGUUGGCAGCGUGAGCUAUUUUUUCAAAACCCCUCUCGGAUGGCUGCAACCAGAAGUCGAAUAUGUCUACGACCUGCGAAUCCCGCCAGGUGUAGAUCCUACGCCAUUCCGUCCCAAGCCUCUCGAUGGCGAGGUAGAAGCAUUUGAGUUACUUCCCCUAGAAGACGUGAUCACGCGUAUGCGUUCGGGUCUAUUCAAGCCUAACACAGCCCUUGUGAUUCUGGAUUUCAUGAUCCGACAUGGUUAUAUGACGGUGGAGAACGAGCCAGACUAUCAGGAGAUCGUGACGAGAUUACAUGGUCGUUUCGAGUAUGACCAGUGGUAG
Fomitopsis serialis is the source of this 1104-nucleotide messenger RNA. Its product is annotated as NUDIX hydrolase domain-like protein. The record is from RefSeq and is a predicted model, not a curated record. The coding region runs from base 1 to 1104 and encodes 367 amino acids. NCBI's taxonomy places the organism in Eukaryota, Fungi, Basidiomycota, Agaricomycetes, Polyporales, Fomitopsidaceae. Gene Ontology annotation, molecular function: 8-oxo-dGDP phosphatase activity. The transcript has 5 exons.